Messenger RNA from Protomyces lactucae-debilis, 1314 nucleotides. RefSeq names its product Mu homology domain-containing protein. Lineage: Eukaryota; Fungi; Ascomycota; Taphrinomycetes; Taphrinales; Protomycetaceae. The transcript is spliced from 3 exons. Gene Ontology annotation, cellular component: AP-2 adaptor complex; cytoplasmic vesicle. Gene Ontology annotation, biological process: clathrin-dependent endocytosis; intracellular protein transport. The coding region runs from base 1 to 1314 and encodes 437 amino acids. Gene Ontology annotation, molecular function: clathrin-cargo adaptor activity. The record is from RefSeq and is a predicted model, not a curated record.
AUGAUCUCGGCCAUCUUCUUCAUCAAUCUCAAAGGCGAGGUGCUCAUUAGCCGGCUCUAUCGCCAUGAUCUUAAACGCUCCAUAGCUGAUGCCUUUCGCAUUCAAGUCGUCAGCAAUGCAGACGUGCGCUCGCCCGUCAUGACUCUUGGCUCUACUACAUUUCUACACGUCAGGCACGAGAAUCUUUACCUCGUUGCAGUGACUCGCGUCAAUACAAAUGCUGCUCUAGUCUUUGAGUUCCUCAAUCGCCUCGUAACGCUGAGCAAAAGCUACUUUGGCAAGCUGGAUGAGGAUGCCGUCAAGAGCAAUUUUGUCUUGAUUUACGAGCUCCUGGAUGAGGUGGUCGACUUUGGCUACCCGCAGAAUAGUGAUACAGAUACCCUCAAGCUAUACAUAACGACAGAAGGUGUCAAGUCAGAAAAGGCUGCAAAGGACGAGUCGACCAAAAUCACAAUUCAAGCUACAGGAGCCACAUCUUGGCGUCGGCAGGACAUCAAGUAUAAGAAGAAUGAAGCUUUUAUUGACAUCAUCGAGUCUGUCAAUCUGCUCAUUAGCUCAACAGGCACGAUCCUGCGAGCGGACGUGCAGGGCAAUGUUCAAAUGCGCGCAUAUUUGACAGGGACGCCAGAAUGCAGCUUUGGGUUGAAUGACAAGCUAGUGUUGAGCGAGGGCGACGCGACAGGCAAUACGCACGGCAACAAGGCGCCAAAAGAGACGAAAGCGGCGGCUGGUUCCGUCACGCUCGAGGAUUGCCAGUUCCACCAAUGCGUCAAGCUUGGUCGCUUUGACACAGACCGCACGAUCAGCUUUGUUCCACCGGACGGUGGAUUUGAACUCAUGCGCUAUCGAUCGACAGAAAACAUCAACCUGCCCUUUCGCGUACAUCCCAUUGUCAAUGAACUUGGCAAGCUCAAGGUGGAGUACCAGAUUGCCGUGAAGGCCAAUUUUGCAGCCAACUUGUUUGCCACCAAUGUCGUGGUAUCAAUACCAACGCCACUCAACACAUCAAGCAUCACAUCACGGGCGUCACAAGGCAAGGCCAAGUAUGAUCCGUCAUCAAAUGUCAUUCAGUGGAAAAUACCUAAAUUUGCCGGUCAGUCGGAGUACGUAUUGAGUGCGGAAGCCGAUCUGACGCCGUUGACAACGCAGCGGAGCUGGUCUCGGCCGCCCAUCUCGAUGCAAUUUUCCCUCCUCAUGUUUACGAGCUCCGGGAUGCUCGUGCGUUACCUCAAAGUAUAUGAAAAGUCCAAUUACUCGAGCGUCAAGUGGGUCCGGUACCUGACCAAGAACGGUAGUUACGAGAUUCGCAUAUAG